Haliotis rubra (blacklip abalone) is the source of this 1356-nucleotide messenger RNA. RefSeq names its product galactose mutarotase-like. The coding region runs from base 30 to 1076 and encodes 348 amino acids. The transcript has 7 exons. The record is from RefSeq and is a predicted model, not a curated record. Gene Ontology annotation, biological process: glucose metabolic process; beta-D-galactose catabolic process via UDP-galactose, Leloir pathway. Lineage: Eukaryota; Metazoa; Mollusca; Gastropoda; Lepetellida; Haliotidae. Gene Ontology annotation, molecular function: aldose 1-epimerase activity; carbohydrate binding.
UGCAGUAGAUAACAGGCUGAGGACAAACAAUGGCUUCUAUCACAGAGGAGGAGUUCGGGGUGACGAAGACCGGAGAACAUGUCAGCAGAUACACCCUUACGAAUGGCAAUAAUGUCCUUGUCCGCGUCUUGAACUACGGCGCCACCAUCACUGACAUCCUUGUGCCAGAUAAACACGGCGACGUUGACGACAUCAGUCUCGGCUUCGACGAUAUGACAGGUUACGAAAGCAACGCAAUAUUCUGCCUUGGCUCUAUCAUUGGACGGUAUGCUAACCGUAUUAAGGGAGCUAAAUUCUCAUUGGACGGGGAAACGUACAACCUUACAGCCAAUCACGGGGAGCAUCUAUUACAUGGCGGCGUGAAAGGCUUUGACCAAGUCGUCUGGAACACCAAUGUUGUGGACGGCAAGAAGCUUCAGCUGAGAUACGUCAGCGACGAUGGCGAGGAGGGCUUCCCGGGUGAGGUGACGACAACUGUGACGUACGAGCUGACAGAUGACAAUCAACUGUUCAUUCAGUACGAGGCUAACACCACGAAAGCCACGCCCAUCAACCUGACAAACCACGCCUACUUCAACAUGGCCGGACAUUCUGCCGGCCACAUUGACGACCACGUUGUCAGAAUUAACUCUGAUGCAUACGCCGUCCUCGACGACACUCUCAUACCUACAGGUGAGCUAAAAGAUGUUGAUGAAACCCCUUACGACCUGCGGAGUCCUGUACGGCUGGGAGAUCAUAUGACGUCAGUUCCGGGUGGAACAGGAUAUACUGUCAGCUAUAACCUGGAGGAGUCGGGGAACCUGAAACAUGUAGCAAGAAUGGAGCACCCUCCAUCAGGGCGGGUCCUGGAAGUAUCCACAACCGAACCAUCGGUCUUAUUCUACACCAGCUACUACCUCGACGCCAAGGACAAGGGAAAAGAUGGCGCCACUUAUGGGAAGUUUACAGGGUUCUGUCUUGAAGCCCAGCAUCACCCAGACAGUGUAAACCAGCCCAGUUUCCCAAGCACCAUCCUCAGACCCGGCGAGACUUAUAGACAGACAACCGUCUACAGAUUCAGUGUAGACGCCCAGUAGACCGGCGAACGUCUAGUGACUCCUUGGAGAGGUCCCCGACACUGCGCCUCCUCUCCAUGUUUCCUGGGCCCAUGUUACAGGCAGUCAGAGCGACCUGCACACCGCUACAGACAUUACUCCUUACACGUAUUUGACUUAUAUACCCGUAUAUAUAUAUAUAUAUAUAUAUAUAUAUAUAUAUAUGCUCAGUUCAAACCUAUGUGCGUUGUAUUUCGUAAGGCAAAGUUUGUUAUCCUGUGUGCCCACACUGAUUAGAAAUUAAAGUAAUACUUUCCACUGA